AUGAAAACUACACCAAUCACAGAAAUGGAGAAAGCAGCCAAUCUAGAACCAUUAGAAACAAGGCGACAAUACAAAGCUCUAGUACAAUCGGAGAAAGCACGGAGACUUCCAUCCCACCCCAUCCACUCAAAGCUACAGAAGAGACCAAAAUGUAGACUCAAAAGACAAAGUCUCAACCACGUUGUCAAACAACUAAUCAGUGAAAAGGUAGUGACAGUAGACACGGACAUCGAACCACUCACCCCAGACACAUGGAUCCCAAGACAACAAACCCUAACCAUCAGAGUCGAUGUUCCAGGAGUUGAGAACAAGGCACAAAACCCUGUCCAACUGAAAUUCUGUACUUCAGACAUGAUCAGCCAGCGCUACCCACCACACUCAUGGAUCCAGGCCUUUACUGAUGGAUCAGCAGAAAAGGCAGUCAAGAACGCUGGAAGCGGGGUGUACAUAACAUACCCAGCAGGACCCCCUUUUGCCUCAGCAAUCGCAGUAGGUGAACAAAGCUCCAACUACAGAGCUGAGGUCCAGGCUCUUCAGUCAGCAGCACAUCAUCUGAUUGAGCAGGAUGUACAGGAAAGAAACAUUGUCUUCCUUACAGACUCACUGUCAGCCCUACAGUCCCUCUCAGCAGGACCAUCAGAUGCCACAACAAGACAGCUGCUGACACACAUUUGCCACCUGUCAGACCACAACAAUGUUGUGCUACAGUGGAUACCUUCCCAUGUAGGCAUAGCCGGCAACGAAGCUGCAGACAAGCUUGCCAAGGAGGGAUCAAAGAAGGAGCAGCCUCAACCCCCAAUAUCAUACCAUGAGGCAAAAACCUUACUCAAUAACAAAUUCACCACAGAAUGGAAUUACAAAAAUGAUGGAUACCAACCCCAGAAAAACAGCAUCGACAAACUCAACAGACACGGUCAAACCAUCAUCUUCAGGCUCAGAACUAGACACUGUCGUCUUCAAAAGCACAUGAAUAGACUUGGACUUGCUGAAACAGCUUAA
Messenger RNA from Dreissena polymorpha, 999 nucleotides. RefSeq lists its product as uncharacterized. Lineage: Eukaryota; Metazoa; Mollusca; Bivalvia; Myida; Dreissenidae. The record is from RefSeq and is a predicted model, not a curated record. Bases 1 to 999 code for a protein of 332 amino acids. Gene Ontology annotation, molecular function: nucleic acid binding; RNA-DNA hybrid ribonuclease activity. Gene Ontology annotation, biological process: DNA replication, removal of RNA primer. The transcript has a single exon.